Molecule: messenger RNA, 390 nt
Organism: Gekko japonicus
Lineage: Eukaryota; Metazoa; Chordata; Lepidosauria; Squamata; Gekkonidae
Product: transient receptor potential cation channel subfamily M member 8-like
Exons: 2
Biological process (GO): calcium ion transmembrane transport
Molecular function (GO): ligand-gated calcium channel activity
Source: RefSeq, a predicted model, not a curated record
UCUGCUGACCUUCAGGAUGUCAUGUUUACUGCCCUGGUGAAGGACAGACCGAAAUUCGUUCGCCUCUUUUUGGAAAAUGGCUUGAAUCUAAGGAAGUUCCUCAACCAUGAAGUUUUGACUGAGCUCUACACCAACAAUUUCAGCAGUCUGGUGUUUAAAAACCUGCAGAUUGCUAAGAACUCAUACAAUGACAGCCUGCUUACGUUUGUGUGGAAGAUGGUGGAGGAUUUCAGAAGGGGGGCGAAAAAAGAGGACAAAAAUAUAAAAGAGGACUCAAUGGAGAUACACCUGCCGGAAGCCUCUCCAAUUCCAAGGCAUCCCCUGCAGGCUCUCUUUAUUUGGGCAGUUCUUCAGAACAAAAAGGAACUCUCUAAAGUGAUUUGGGAACAG